CUCGCACGGAUACACAACACAGCGACACAGAAGGCGGCCGGGCGGCGCGGCUCUCGUCUUCUUCUUCCCUUCUCCAGCUCCUCCUCUUCCUCCCCACAUCCGAUCGGGUGAUUCCGUUGCCGAGGCCGCUCCUCACGUCUGGUCAGCAGAAUGGACAGCUCCGCGCCCAAUGCCACCCCACCCGCGCCGGAGCCCACGCAGCCGCGGCGGCUGCCGGACUUCCUCCAGUCGGUGCGGCUCAAGUACGUGAAGCUGGGGUACCACCACCUCAUCUCCCACGGCAUGUACCUGCUGCUGUCGCCGCUCAUGGCGCUGGUGGCCGUGCAGCUCUCCACCGUGUCCCCCGGCGACCUCGCCGGCCUGUGGGAGCAGCUCCGGUACAACCUCGUCUCCGUGCUCACCUGCACCACCCUCCUCGUCUUCCUCUCCACCGUCUACCUCCUCACCCGCCCGCGCCCCGUUUACCUGGUCGACUUCGCGUGCUACAAGCCGGAGCCGGAGCGCCGGUGCACGCGCCAGACCUUCAUGCGCUGCUCCGAGGCCACCGGCUCCUUCACCGACGCCAACCUCGACUUCCAGCGCAAGAUCCUGGAGCGAUCCGGUCUCGGCGAGGACACCUACCUGCCGCCGGCCGUGCUCCGGGUGCCCCCGAACCCGUGCAUGGACGAGGCGCGCAAGGAGGCCAGCACCGUCAUGUUCGGCGCCAUCGACCAGCUGCUGGAGAAGACCGGGGUCCGGCCCAAGGACAUCGGCAUCCUCGUCGUCAACUGCAGCCUCUUCAACCCAACGCCGUCGCUGUCGGCCAUGGUGGUGAACCACUACAGGCUUCGUGGCAACGUCGCGAGCUACAACCUGGGCGGGAUGGGGUGCAGCGCGGGGCUGCUGUCCAUCGACCUGGCCAAGGACCUGCUGCAGGUGCACCGGAACACGCACGCGCUGGUGAUCAGCAUGGAGAACAUCACCCUCAACUGGUACUUCGGGAACGACCGCUCCAUGCUGGUGUCCAACUGCCUGUUCCGGAUGGGCGGCGCGGCGAUCCUGCUCUCGAACCGGCGCGCCGACCGGCGGCGGGCCAAGUACGAGCUGGUGCACACGGUGCGCACGCACAGGGGCGCCGACGACCGGUGCUUCGGGUGCGUGGCGCAGGGGGAGGACGGGGACGGCAAGGUGGGCGUGUCGCUGUCCAAGGACCUGAUGGCGGUGGCCGGGGAGGCGCUCAAGACCAACAUCACCACGCUGGGGCCGCUGGUGCUGCCGCUGUCGGAGCAGCUGCUGUUCAUGGCCACGCUGGUGGCCAAGAAGGCGUUCAAGGCCAAGGUCAAGCCCUACAUCCCGGACUUCAAGCUGGCGUUCGAGCACUUCUGCAUCCACGCGGGCGGCCGCGCCGUGCUGGACGAGCUGGAGAAGAACCUGGAGCUGACGGAGUGGCACAUGGAGCCGUCGCGGAUGACGCUGCACCGGUUCGGCAACACCUCCAGCAGCUCGCUGUGGUACGAGCUGGCCUACAGCGAGGCCAAGGGCAGGAUCGGCCGGCGCGACAGGAUCUGGCAGAUCGCCUUCGGCUCCGGGUUCAAGUGCAACAGCGCCGUCUGGAGGGCGCUGCGCACGGUCUGCCCGGAGACGGAGAAGAACCCAUGGAUGGACGAGAUCGACGACUUCCCCGUGGAGGUCCCGAAGAUCUCCAAGGUUGGGAACGCAUGAAAGAGUGAUCGGUUGAAAUGUGUGUGAUCGGGUGAUCUUGCAUUGCCAGCCCAGAUCAGCACCAAGUUUGUUCGUCAUCUGGUGGUGCCAGAUCAGUUAUUUGGUCUUGUUUUCAGCUGUAGCACCUGUGGUGGGGGGCCUAAGCUAAAGUUUAGGUCCUGCUUGGAAUGAAUGUAAAUUUAGAUGAUUGGAUUAG
Molecule: messenger RNA, 1897 nt
Organism: Lolium rigidum
Lineage: Eukaryota; Viridiplantae; Streptophyta; Magnoliopsida; Poales; Poaceae
Product: 3-ketoacyl-CoA synthase 11-like
Exons: 2
Coding region: 151-1701 (516 amino acids)
Biological process (GO): fatty acid biosynthetic process
Cellular component (GO): membrane
Molecular function (GO): acyltransferase activity, transferring groups other than amino-acyl groups
Source: RefSeq, a predicted model, not a curated record